GUUAUCGAGGUGACUUACGAAGCCGGUUAUACUUUCCGCAACAUUGAUAUGUCCCACUUUCAUUUGGAUAUGAGAACUAGAAGGCUUUACCUAGAUAAUGCCACAGAGGUAGUUGUAAGCACUGAACUAAGGGGACUGCAGUUGAAGAAUGGCGAGAACGUAUACCACAAUUACUGGCGAGGAUGUGUUGAACAUGCACCACUCAGCUGGCAUCAUAAAGGUCACGAAAGUGUCAUGACAGUCGCUGAUUGUGCAGAGGUUCUCUUCUACAUAGUGGUGGAUAUGCUCGGACUGCUUACAUGGCGUGGUAUGAAUGAACGUCAGGUAUAUCGUCUUCAGCCUGCUAUUUGA
Messenger RNA from Strongylus vulgaris, 351 nucleotides. The record is from the annotation of a GenBank genome assembly. NCBI's taxonomy places the organism in Eukaryota, Metazoa, Nematoda, Chromadorea, Rhabditida, Strongylidae.